Lathyrus oleraceus (garden pea) is the source of this 771-nucleotide messenger RNA. Its product is annotated as protein BIC1. The transcript has a single exon. Gene Ontology annotation, biological process: blue light signaling pathway. The record is from RefSeq and is a predicted model, not a curated record. NCBI's taxonomy places the organism in Eukaryota, Viridiplantae, Streptophyta, Magnoliopsida, Fabales, Fabaceae. The coding region runs from base 151 to 540 and encodes 129 amino acids.
UCCCUCACACACAGAAUCACAUAAAACCACUCUUCAAUUCUAGUUUCCACAGAAAAGUUUCAGAUUCUCAAACAAUAUACACAGCACACAGAAAAACAUCACCAACAAGCAAUUAUUUAUUUAUAUAUUUAUAUAUAAACUCUCUUCAAUAUGGUUCAAUUUUGCAUGAAAGAGAACAACUCAAACACCAUGACUCAACAAUCCUCUACUAAACCACAUGACCAAAUGGAUCUUGAAUUCAAGAAACCUCAUCAACUCAAAGACAACAGUCUUAAGGAGCAACAAGGUAACGUAAUCAUGGAUGUAACAAAAGGGACAUUAAUUGUUGAGGCAGAAGAGGAAAGUGGAAGAGAGAAGUUGAAGAGGCAUAGAGUUGAAAUGGCUGGAAGAGUGUGGAUUCCAGAUAUAUGGGGGCAAGAAGAGUUUUUGAAGGAUUGGAUAGAUUGUACAACGUUUGAUCCUCCUUUGAUUUCUUCUGCCAAAAUUGUGACAGCAAGAACAGCUUUGGUUCAAGAAGCCACUGCUACAGCUAGGUGUUGAGUUUUAGUAUUUCUAUGAUUUUUUGUUGUUGAUUAGUUACUACCAUGUAUUGAUUGUGGAAGGUUUGUGCACCCUAAUCUUUGUAUAAUCAUUUUUUUUUUGCUUGUUUUUGUUUUAUUUUGCAUAUAUUAUUAUAUAUUCCCUGUAUGGAUUUAGACUUUAGAGGCUAUUGAUGCAUCACAAAAAAUAUUUUGUAAUAUUAAGAUUUUUUAAGUGAUUUUGUUUUAAAUA